AUGUCAGUACCGACAUUGAAAGGUGUUACUGUCAGUUCUGUGCACAGCGCACUUGUAAUAUUUUAUGCAGUUUCUUUAAAUCUACUGCCAAAGGUCGAACAACGACUCAAUCUCGACGGGAGGGAGAGCCUUGCCGCCGGUGAUGUCUACGUAUGGGAGGAGCGCGAUCUCUCUUCGAACGUUGGCGGUAGCAUGGAGCGUUGGACCGAUGGCAUAAAAUGGGGGACCAGUCGCGUUAGAAAUGACUUUUUGUUCUAUCACGAACGGGACUUUGACCCUCAAGAGCCUCAAGCUGUUCAAGAUGGCCGAUUGAUCAAGCAGACUUUCAGUGUACACUUCCAUAAUCCAGUUGAUCCCGUCAACCGUAUUCGCAAAUGGCAUAUGGUGGCUUACUACAAUCAAUCCACAGUGGAUAGUCUCCUCAAAGUAGAGGAUAUACCCGAACUCGCAAAGCUUCGAGUGCCCGAAGAUAUGUUUCAACCCGCUCGUGCGAGGCGUGGCCAAGGCCGGAAUACCGAGCCAACUAGCCCGACUCAGUUUGCCCAUGUACACUACCGAAUAUCCCCACUGCCCACUUCACCCCAUUCCGGUAAUAGCGGAAUCUCAAGGCCGCAUAGUAGUCCUAGAUCCCCCUACUCCCAUGCGAGCUCAUCUUCCCGGGAUUUAGGGUUCUCUCAAGCAAACGAUCUGCACGGAUAUCGUGGAAGCCAUCCCCUUACGCCGGAACCCGUAGGCCGUCCCGCUCCUCUACGUAGAGCAGUGACAUCCCCCGGUGAGAAUAUUCAAACCACAGUUCCUCCAGAAGAUGCGAAGCAAACCGGCGGUAGCUCUCCGCUCGACACCGGCAAUCGUGAGAAUGCCCGGUCGAUACUUCCACGCAUCUCAUCAUCUUAUCCACCCUCCGGGGGAAUUCCAGAUCCUCGUAUAAUCCUUCCACUUCCGGUCGUUUCCCGUGUUACUGGAAUUCCUCGUAUUUCUGCGGACGACAAGGCAUUGAGUGCAUUGCAAACGCGAUUUAUGAAGUAG
Rhizoctonia solani is the source of this 1026-nucleotide messenger RNA. RefSeq names its product cAMP-independent regulatory protein pac2. Bases 1 to 1026 code for a protein of 341 amino acids. The record is from RefSeq and is a predicted model, not a curated record. NCBI's taxonomy places the organism in Eukaryota, Fungi, Basidiomycota, Agaricomycetes, Cantharellales, Ceratobasidiaceae. Gene Ontology annotation, molecular function: DNA binding. The transcript has 5 exons.